Molecule: messenger RNA, 2232 nt
Organism: Symbiodinium pilosum
Lineage: Eukaryota; Dinophyceae; Suessiales; Symbiodiniaceae
Source: the annotation of a GenBank genome assembly
AUGAGCAACAAACCAGCAUCUGAGGAUGUACGCUUGCAGCUUAAGUUCGAGCGCCUCUUCUCCCACGCCAGGGGGGGACUACUGGCAGAUGCUGUUGGCUAUGGCAAGACUGCAUCAGUCCUCGCCCUUGUUGCGCUCUCGCGGCCCGCGUCCCCGGCAGCACCGCCGACAGGUCAAGCAAAUCGCAUCGGCUCUCGCGCGACACUGGUCCUGGUUCCGGCAAACUUGUUUGAGCAAUGGCAGAAGGAGAUCAACAAGUUCUUGAGCGAAGACACCAAGACUGUUUCGAUAGCCACGAUCGCGGACCUGCGGAAGGCGACCAUUGGACAGCUGCAAUCGGCGGACAUCGUGCUUGUGAGUUGCCGUCUUCUGGUAUCGAAAAAAUAUCAGGAGCAUCUGGAUGCCCUUGCUGGCCUGCCGCCGACCGUUCAGACUGUGACCUCUGGCCAGAAGCUCUACGAAAGUGCCUUUCGGAAGUGGCAAACACAGAAGUCGCGCUACGACUACGACAGGCACAUCCAUCAGAUGGGGAUUCAGAUGAACAUGCCUGUGGGGUUUCCUCAAGUCCGAACGGCAGAUCCUGGGCCAAAGCCGCAGCAAUCGGCUUUCAAGGACAAAAUUGAGAGUAAGCGCUGCGAAAUCACAUCCGGGCGCCUUUCCCGACGCCGCUUCACCCUCCUGGAGCGGACAAAGACGCUCUUGGAACAGGGUCAGGACCUUGGGAAUCUCAGUGCACCUCCGCUGGACAUCUUCUACUGGCACCGGCUAGUGGUGGACGAGCUGCACGAACCGCUUAGGAUGCUUCGGGAUGCUGCCGGUCUACGCCAGAGUGGGCAGGUGAUGAGCUUCAAGGCAUUGUGCGGCGACUCUCGGGUUCUGUUCCACAACCUUGAGGGUCUUGAAGCGCGCAGCCGCUGGGGGCUCACAGCAACACCACCUACGGGCACUGCUGCGGAGAUCUCCUUUCUGGCACGAUUCCAUCGCGUGUUUGUGCCUCGGGAUAGUGACCUUGAAGCGCAGCAUUACCUGGAUGAGUACCUUCGCUCAAACGGUCUGGAUUUGUCGGGCAUUCCGCUGACAUACCAUCUUAUACCCGUUCGUGCCACAGGCGGCGAGAGAGCCCUGUACCUCAAUGCGUGCUUUGACAAGAGCAACUUCCAGGCACUGCUACAACUGUGCAACUACUUCUCGCCGGAUGGGACCGACGCCGACAUGGCUUCGGCCAUAAACUCCACGCGGGAAGACAACCGAAGGGCCUUGGACAAUCAUCGCUCUGACAUGCAGAAGUCUGAAGAUGAAAUUCAUCGACUCCAAACCGAAGAGUGUGCUGGCUUCCCGUCUGCCCGGGAUGAUGAGGACAUCAAAAAGCGCAAGGCAAAGCUGUCUCGGCUGCUGGCUGCCCAGCCUUCACAGCGUGAGAGGGAGCGUCGGCUGGAAAGCCGGGUCAAGUAUUUCGAGGAAGUCCUGCAGCACCUGGAGAAGUUGGAGCAGGAUGAACUUGACUGCCCGAUCUGCAUGUGCACCAUCGAGACAACCGAUUGUCACGUCACCAGCUGCGGCCACCUAUUCUGCAAAGAAUGCAUCACCAGCUGGGUGAAACAGCGGGGCAAAUGCGCGAUGUGCAACGCGGCGCUGCAACUACCUGGCGGCGUGACAUCUGCGGAAGAUGUGAUCUCUCGCCAGAAGGAAGCUACCACCAAGGGACGCAUCGCGCGCUUCGGCUCCAAAAUCGAGGCUGUGUGCACCCAGCUCAACAGCAUUUGGAGCGGCGAACCUGGCGCAAAGGUGAUCAUCUUUGUUCAAUUUGAGGUCUUGCUGAAGAAGAUGGAGCAUGCCCUCGCAGAGCUGGAUCUACCCUGCCUGACCUUAAGAGGGACCGUCUUCGAGCGGCGGAGAGUGAUUCGGCGCUUCCAUGCCGAAGGGCAAGAGAACCAAAUCCUGCUGCUUUCACUGGAGCGAAGUCCAUCUGGCAUGAACCUGGUCUGCUGCCACCACUUGCUCCUGGUGCACCCUAUGGCUGCAGAAACUCGUGAUGCUGCCUUGAGCUUCGAGCGCCAGGCAAUCGGCCGGGUACGACGCCAGGGCCAGAAGAACAAUGUUCAUGUGUAUCGGUUCUUCGUGCGUGAAACGAUGGAGGAGGAGAUGGUGCGUAAGCACCACGAGGAGUUGCUUCAUGGCAAAGAGGCGGCAGCCAGCAGUGAGAUGCCGAGGGCUGACACACAAGCUUCCUGA